This is a messenger RNA of Ilex paraguariensis (yerba mate), 719 nucleotides long. The record is from the annotation of a GenBank genome assembly. NCBI's taxonomy places the organism in Eukaryota, Viridiplantae, Streptophyta, Magnoliopsida, Aquifoliales, Aquifoliaceae.
UUGUUGCAAUCUUUAAUUAUUGUGAUAAGUUGGCAUAUAUCAAAUCAGAUGAUGAUAAAACAUGUAUAGAGGAUAAAGCAUGGGGUUUUCUUAGUAUGCCGCGCCAUUAUUGGCCCAAUGAUUUUAUCAGUUAUAGAGGUCGUAUAUCUGUUGUGGACCGUUGGAGUAAGGUGGUAUCAGUUGAUAUUUGGGGUGUUGUUGAUGAUGAUGAUAAUAAUUCAUCUUCGCCACCCUCAUCCGGUGUUGUAAAGGUUGUUUCACCAAGAAUGUCAUAUAGUAACUCAAGUCACUCAACAUAUCUAGUCGAAUCAUCUGCGGGUGAUCUUUUGUUGGUUGAAAUGUUUUUGAGGCCGGAGCACGGGAGUCCUCCAAGUUUCAAGAUUUUCAAGCUGCAGUUUAGUUCAAGCGGGGAGGAGGCAAAGAGGGUUGAGUUGAAGAGCCUUGGUGAUGAUACCCUGUUCUUAUGUAAGACAUGUUCAAUGGCAGUGUCUGACUUUCCAGAAUGCCGACCAAAUUCCAUAUACUUUGCAGAUUAUUAUUACUUGGCUGCAAACUAUCCAUCCCCAUAUGACUUGGUCAUUUUCACCUUUGAUGAUGGAAGCUUUCAAAGAGUUAGAAUCAUCCAACAUCUUUCACAGCAGCAUAAGAAGGUAUCUCCCGUUUGGAUUUUCCCAACUAUGGGUAGCUACCAAUUUUGUGCUUACAUAUGGCAUGAGUAA